CUCUCUCUUCCCUGUUCUCUUCUCUCUUCCACCUCCCUCAUCUUCUCUUGUCCCCCACGCCUCUGUCUCUUCUCUCCCUCUGUUCCCCACGCCUCUGCCGCCUCCACGUGAAGAUCUGUUGAGAUUCCAACGGAUCCAUUUUUUUUACUCAUUUUGAAAACUUAGAUAAUUCAAAAUCCCACCCAAUUUUCAGAUUUGAAGCCCAAGCAAACCCUAGAAAUCCUCCUAUAAAUAGGAGCUUCGGAAUCCACUGAAGGGAGGCUUUUUUUGGAGUCACGAAAUUCCCCAAGAAUAAAAGUUUGAACCGCCUUGAAUUCCUUAAAAAUAUUAGUUUUUAGUAGUCAAGAAUACCCAAAUCAAUUUUUCUGUUUUCAUUCGCCUUGUUGCUGCUGCGAAUCCGAGCAUCGCAAGCUCAGAUUUAAUAGUGUUCGAGUGUGAAUCGGAGACCCCGCACCUUGUUCGCUGCACUCGCAAAAGGUAACCAUGAGUCAACACAACAUUUACCCGAGGUUUAGCAUGGUUUUGAGCGUUCCUCCUCAACUAAAAGCAUGGUGGAUCGAAUUGGGUGACUACGGACAACGGUUAGUACGUGGAGCGUUGGGGCAUUUACCGUCUUUGAUGGAUAUCCAACCGUGUAGAGACAUCAUCGAGGCAGCAACUGUGUUUUGGGACGAGAAAAGGGUCGUUUUUAGGUUUGGCAAUAAUGAAAUGGCUCCAUUGUUAGAAGAAAUAGGGGGCUAUGUAGAAAAUGCUGCUUUGUUACGUAAGAAGAAAAAAUGGCAAAAUUGUAGCAUGAUUAUUCCAAAAGAGCCUUCACCAAAAGAAUUUGUUGACAGUUUCGGAUUUAGGAAGGGUAAAGGCGUAGAAUGCUUACAAGGGUCUACAAUACCGUUUGAUUACUUGUAUCAUAGAUGUGGCUAUCAAUGAAGUUUCACCCAUCAUCAAGAUGAAUUAUUUUCGCAUGACUCUUGGGAACAAAAAUGAUGCUUUUCCUUCGCAGUAUGUUUUUUGGGCACUAUGGUAUUCCCUAAAGGAACAACAAGAGAUAUUCACACCCGACUCAUUACUGUAACUGAAGCUCUAUUUAGUGGCAUUGGAGGGAAAUACUACACAGUGGUCCCUAUGGUCGUGGCAGAUAUCUACCGAGCAUUAGGACGUUGCAAGCACGGCUACAAGCAUUUUGAGGGAUGCAACUUGAUUUUACAGAUUUGGUUGAUGGAACAUCUUCAAAAGGUUGACAGAAGUCUAGCACUUCAAAAGCCGACGGGUGAAAAUCACAUUCUGGGACAUGUUCCAGGCGCAAUUGUGACUAAUAGAACAUUCGAAAAGCCAAAUUGUGUAGAAGGGUGGGUAAGACUUCUCAGCCAUUUGAACGAUGAUUCAAUUCCAUGGAUGUUCAGUUGGUUUCCAUCCGAGGGUUUGGUGUUUCGUACGAAGAUCGUGCCAUUUUUAGUUUUGAUAGGACUUCGGGGCUUGCAACCUUACACCCCACAGAGAAUUUUAAGGCAAUCGGGAAGAAAGCAAAACAUACCUUUAGUGGUAGACAUGGAUCAUUAUCAAGCCGACUACAAGGAGGGAAAAAUUCCUUUUGCAAAAGAGGUUAUCAACAUGUGGAAAUCGAGGGAAACUAUGAAAGCAGAUUCAAUCGAGCCAAAUAUAUACCAAGCUGGAUGCGAGGAUAACUAUCUGGAGUGGCUCAAGAGCAAUGAAAGGCCUUCCUCAUUUUAAUUAGUCAAGUAGUAAUUGUAAUAAUUUCUUUUACAUUGGGAUUUUAAAUUCUAAACAUUGUAUGGGGCCUUCAA
Messenger RNA from Lycium barbarum (goji berry), 1802 nucleotides. RefSeq lists its product as uncharacterized. NCBI's taxonomy places the organism in Eukaryota, Viridiplantae, Streptophyta, Magnoliopsida, Solanales, Solanaceae. The transcript is spliced from 2 exons. Bases 1018 to 1728 code for a protein of 236 amino acids. The record is from RefSeq and is a predicted model, not a curated record.